AUGAGUCUCCCACUGUGGAGCGAGAGCAGUGAGAGGGGCUCUCAGACAGAUCACACUGUCGAAAUAAGCGACAUCGAGGCGCAGGUAUACUGCACACCAACGCUGGUAACCCGUGAUCAGAGUCCCAGAAUAACUGACAACGUGACCCAGAGUAAUAUCUCCGAAAAGAGGUCGGAGCCAAGUUUAUCUUUGUCAAUGGGAGAAGGGAAAGCGAUCCCUCCACUAUUACCAGACGAAGAUGAAUAUAUCGUCACGUUUGACGGCCCGGACGAUCCGGAACAUCCUUUCAACUGGAGUCUCACCGUGAAACUCUACACCUCAGUUAUGGUAUGUUUUGGAACAUUCAUUUCAUCGUUUGCGAGCGCGGUGUUUGCUCCAGGAACUGCUGGCGUGGCUGAGGCGUUUGGGGUAAGUAGCGAGGUCGGGAUUCUUGGGACGACUCUAUUCGUUCUCGGGUUUGCAUCCGGCCCAAUGAUUUGGGCACCGUCUUCCGAGUUGAUAGGAAGGCGAUUGCCCCUGACCGUGGGCAUGUUCGGUGUGGCGGUGUUCAGCAUUGCCUCUGCCGUCGCGAAAGAUAUCCAGACUGUUAUCAUCUGUCGCUUCUUUGCUGGGCUAUUCGGGGCCAGUCAGCUGUCGGUGGUUCCAGCCGUACUCUCGGACCUUUUUAAUAAUAUCCACCGUGGGCCUGCUAUCACCGUUUACUCACUCGCAGUGUUUGUUGGCCCCUUCAGUGGCCCGUUCAUUGGCGGGUUCAUAUCAUCCAGCUUUCUUGGCUGGCGAUGGACACUCUAUAUUCCUGCUUUCAUGGGCUUCGCAUGUUGCAGCGUAUUUGUACUCUUCCUAAAAGAAACCUAUGCUCCGUGCCUUCUCAUCCCAAAGGCGGAAGCACUCCGGCAACAGACCUCCAACUGGGGAAUUCACGCUAAACAAGAGGUGGUAAAAGUUGACUUCCAGGAGUUGGUGGAAAAGUACUUCACGCGGCCAUUACGAAUGUUGAUCACCGAGCCGAUUAUCUUGGUUGUCUCCCUCUACAUGUCCUUUAUCUACGGACUUGUGUACGCCCUGCUGGUAGCCUAUCCCUACGUAUUCGAGUCAGUCUAUGGGAUGAAUCCUGGACUGAGCGGCCUCACCUUCUUUGGUCUUAUUAUUGGCCAAGUGCUAGCGUGCGGCUUUGUUCUCUCACAGCAGUCCAUCUAUGUGAAGAAAUUAAUCGCGAACAAAAACGUUCCCGUCCCCGAAUGGCGGUUACCACCCGCUAUUAUUGGUGCCCCAAUUUUCACGGUGGGAGUAUUCUGGUUCAGUUGGACGGGCUUUACGUCGACAAUCCAUUGGCUUGCGCCCACUGCCUCGGGCGUUCUGAUCGGGUUUGGUAUCCUGUGUAUCUUCCUUCCCUGUUUCAACUACCUGGUCGAUUCCUACCUUCCGCUCGCUGCAUCCACCGUUGCUGCGAAUAUCAUUCUCCGGUCUAGUGUCGCCGCCGGGUUUCCCCUGUUUGCCAAGCAGAUGUUCAAGAAUCUCGGGGUGCAGUGGGCGGGCACCCUGAUCGGAUGUUUGGCGGCGAUCAUGAUUCCAAUCCCGGUGGUGUUUAAGAAGUAUGGGCCGCGGCUGAGGGGCAACUGGGGGUAUGACUGUUACUACCAAAAUGAGCGUCGCAUGAAGCCAAAAGCCACCGGGAUGAUGGGAGAUCUCCCUGCCAUGCAUGGGCCGAGUCCUGAGCAUGCGGGCUCCUACACCGAGUCAUUGGAGGCGAACUCAGGAGCGGCAUUUGUGAGAAAGAUCGGUCUCAAGAUGGACCCGGCAAACGCGCCCAAGCUGAACCUCUUCGGCUGGAACGUGGGUAGACGCAAUCCACCGUCCGGUUUAGCGACUGGUACAGUCCUAGCUGUACCCAUUGUCGAUAUUCUCUCGCUGAACCAUAUGAAGACCCUGGCGAAUAUCUACUUUGCCAAGGUAGAUCCGUGCUAUGGCUUCAUCGAUUCAGCAAUCUUCUUUCGCCGCUUGGAGGCCCGCUGGCAGUCGUCUGCAGAGGGCGAUUCGUUUGACGGCGUGCUCGCGGGGAUUGGCGCUCUGGGGGCACUCUUCUCUGAGAUCACUAUCAACAUUACCGAAGCCCAUCUGGUGGAACUGACUCGCUCCAUAACGGAUACCCACAUUGGGUCUGCAGCCCCAUCCAUAGAACUGGUGACUGCGUGGGCACUCCGGGUGAUCUACAUGCGCAUGACAGCCCCACCAUAUCCGACCUGGAUUGCAAGCUCCACCUUGAUGCAUCUUAUCGAAGCCUCGAAACUUCACCAGAGCUCCUCGUGCGACUCCCUUGAUCUCGAUACUCGGCAACGGCUGAUUGGAGUCGCCCAACAUUUGAAUCUCUGGAUCUCGUACGACCUGGGUCUCUCUCGGGUUUCCUUCCCCCACGAGCCGGUAGCACUGCCCUCGCCAAGGCCAGGCGAUGCCACGGUAGAAUUGCUCGGUCUCUUGCCCCUUUCCACCAGCCUGGGCCCGGAGAAUCGACGACAGGACGAAGAGAUCGAGGAGUUCUUGCUGCAGACAUUAAGCCGUAACCACACGCAGCCACCAUCGAUUCUCGCUCAAUGUAACCUGGUCCUCUGUCUUCUCCGGCGCUUACAUAUGAGAAACCUCAUGACCUCUCCAGCUACGAUGGAGCGGGUUGUGGAACAACUGAAGCGAAGCCUCGGUGCCGCCCGUCGCAUGGCUUCGGAUUGCUCUCCAUGGCAACAUGUGGCCAAUGUGCCGUUUCAGAUGAUCAGCAUCCUCCUGGAGAUGGACACAAGUGCUGCAUUAGAGCUUUUGCCGGAAGCGAUGCAAACCUUGAAACUAGUUUCUACCACCUACGAUACCGAAGCCAUGAGGGAGGCGUACGGUACUGCCCGUCUCCUCAUUCUCCUCUACCAGCGCCGGCGGCGUUCGGAUACCAAGUUGCUCAGCGGGCUAUUGGAAGAUCAUCACGAGCCGACUACCACCGAGUCACCGGUUCAGCCCAUGCUCCCCACAUCUGACGAAGUAUCCUGGCUGGAAGGAUUGGUCGCGGACGUACCGAGUUUACACGGCCUCGACUUUAGUCAAUUUUUACAGCUCUCGCCGAACACCCCGGGAAUGUGGGGUCGAUAG
Molecule: messenger RNA, 3126 nt
Organism: Aspergillus pseudonomiae
Lineage: Eukaryota; Fungi; Ascomycota; Eurotiomycetes; Eurotiales; Aspergillaceae
Product: MFS transporter/fungal specific transcription factor domain-containing protein
Exons: 5
Coding region: 1-3126 (1041 amino acids)
Biological process (GO): transmembrane transport
Molecular function (GO): transmembrane transporter activity
Source: RefSeq, a predicted model, not a curated record